AUGGCUCUACAUUCAGCGAGCGACAGCGCAAAGUUCAUCUUCGCACCCGCCGGCAAGGAGGCGCACGGCCAAGCCGAGCAAUUCACCAAAAACGUCCUGACGCGCGCGGACCUGGACCCCUCGUCGCCGACGCGGCAGUUCCAUGCGUGGUUCGCGACGGCGCAGCAGUCAGGACUGGUCGCGCACCCGGAGACGUGCUGCCUCUCAACGGCGGCGCUGCCGUCGGGCCGCGUGUCGGCGCGCAUGGUGUACCUCAAGGAGCUUGACGCACAGGGCUUCGUAAUCUACAGCAACUUUGGCACGAGCCGCAAGGCGCGCGACCUCGCCGCCAACCCCUGGGCCAGCCUCACGUUCUGGUGGGAGGCGCUCGAACGCCAGGUCCGCGUUGAGGGCCGCGCCGAGCGCCUCAGCCGCGACGAGAGCCAGCGCUACUUCGACACGCGCGUACGCGGCAGCAGGAUCGGCGCCUGGUCCAGUCGCCAGAGCCAGGUCUUGGUGCCGGCAGCUGCGGGCGAGGAUGCCGACGGCGACGACCACGACCACGACGACGGGCGGAGGGAGUUAGAGGACUGGGUCGAGGAGACCGAGAAGAAGUUCGAGGGCGAGAAGCACAUUCCGGUCCCCGAGUUCUGGGGCGGGUUGAGGAUAAUUCCCGAGUCGGUCGAGUUCUGGCAAGGUCGUCAGAAUCGGUUGCAUGAUCGAUUCGUCUAUACUAAGCAGGACGGCGCCAAGGAUGAGGCUGCUGAAUGGACAUUGGAGAGACUCAGCCCAUAG
Molecule: messenger RNA, 774 nt
Organism: Anthostomella pinea
Lineage: Eukaryota; Fungi; Ascomycota; Sordariomycetes; Xylariales; Xylariaceae
Source: the annotation of a GenBank genome assembly